Nasonia vitripennis (jewel wasp) is the source of this 1296-nucleotide messenger RNA. RefSeq names its product zinc finger protein 26. NCBI's taxonomy places the organism in Eukaryota, Metazoa, Arthropoda, Insecta, Hymenoptera, Pteromalidae. The transcript has 5 exons. Bases 1 to 1296 code for a protein of 431 amino acids. Gene Ontology annotation, molecular function: zinc ion binding; DNA-binding transcription factor activity, RNA polymerase II-specific; RNA polymerase II transcription regulatory region sequence-specific DNA binding. Gene Ontology annotation, biological process: regulation of transcription by RNA polymerase II. The record is from RefSeq and is a predicted model, not a curated record. Gene Ontology annotation, cellular component: nucleus.
AUGGACCAUCAUCGUCGAACGAGGCUCGAGGCCGCCGAGGACGAUUGUAAUCCGCGAUGCAGGAUCUGCGCGAGGCUGCUCGGCGGCUGCAAAGCUCUGAGGAUCUUCGCCGACGAGGGCCGCAAGCACAACCUACAGAGGAACAUCCACGCGUACCUCGGCAUAACGGUGUCCGCGGAUGACAGAUUGCCGAAGAUGGUGUGCGCCUCGUGCGUCGGCAAACUCGACGGGAUUCACGGCUUCGCCACUAUGGCUCUGAGGAGUCAAGAGAGGCUGAGGCAGGAGAUCGUCGUCGGGAGCGUCGAUAGCUCGGACAGUUCGGAUAGCCCCUUGGAUAGAGGGCUACUGCACUCCAUACUGACCAAAGGCUCCACCGGUAGCCAGGCGCAGAGCAACGACGAGGAGAUGAGGAUGAUGGACGCUCGGCAGCGAACGCCCAGCACCGAGGAGAUGGAGGUCAAAGUCGAUCCCAUGCUCUUCCUCCAGUGCGCCUUGGACAGGCCCUCUUCCGCGGACUACUCCGAUUUCUCGGACGACUGCAGCCGGGCCUCCGAGCCGGCGGAACCGCUCUCCCUCACCGCCAACGACAAGUCCGAGAACGAAGACCCGGUGGACUGCAACGAGUCCGAGGAGGAGGAGGAGGAGGAGGAGGAGGAGGAGCAGGACAGCGGCGGCGAAGCCAACCACCUCUGCAAGAUCUGCGCGAAGGCGUUCGCCUCGCAGAUGUCCCUGCAGAAGCACCUGUGGUCCCACCUGCCGGCCUCGGUAACGACGACCUCGACGACGACUUCCAACAAGACUCAGAGGCUCUCGCAGAACGACUCCAGCUGCAACGGCAGCUUCGUCUGCCCCAUCUGCGGCAAGAAGAUCUCGACCAAGGGUAACCUGAAGGUCCACCUCGAGACUCACCGGCCCAAGGGCAAGUACGGCUGCGACAUCUGCGGCAGAAUCUUUAAAACGCAAUCGAACCUCUUUCGUCACAAGGAGUACCACAGCGGGGUGCAGUUCCCCUGCGGCGUCUGCGGCCGGGUCUACCCGACCAACUCGACUCUGCGCGCCCACAGCAUCACCCACUCGGACCUGAGGCCUCACGCCUGUCCGCUCUGCGACAAGACCUUCAAGCGCAACCAGGAUCUCAAGUUUCACAUAAACCAGCACACCGGCGCCAGACCAUACCAGUGCCCCUACUGUCCCAAGGCUUUCGCCAGCUCCGGUAACUGCUUCUCGCACCGCAAGAGGAUGCACCCGAAGGAGGUGCAUCGCGACAGGCAGAGAGCUGCCGACCUCAUGAGAUGA